UUAAGCGGUAAGCUAAGGUUACCGGCGCGCGCAUUGGUGUCCGUGCUACCGCCAUGGGGAGAAAGAAGCUUGGGAGAGUGGCGGGCGAGCGGAGGAAGCGCGCUUGAUCGCGAUCAACAGAUUAUUUCUCGCGAGUUGAGGCCGAUGGUGGAUGCUCCCGCCGGCGUUGAUCCGCCGAAGACCGGCACCCCCCGGCCGCCGGAAGAGGGCGGCGCCGCCUCCCCAGUGAAGAAACGAAGAGGCCGGCCCCGGAAGUGCGACACCAUCGCCGCCGCUGCCGCCACCAGCCCGCAGCUGGGCACCAAUGGUGGCGUCGGUCCAACCCCCGCCAGGAAGAUCCGGAAGAGGAAGAUCGACCCACUGAGCCCCCCACGAGUGGACGCGUCGCUCGUCGGCCAGUCGGUCCAUGGCGUCCUCGACGGCUCCUUCGACGCCGGCUACAUUCUCACCGUCCGGGUGGGCGAGACGGACACCAUCCUCCGCGGCGUCGUGUUUGGGCCGGGACUUUGCGUUCCCAUCACCACCGCCAACGACAUCGCUCCCAAUGUGAGAUUUGCCGGUGGAAGCCGCGGAGGUGCUGGAGGUGCUACUGCCACUGCUCGGCUUUCCAGCCCGGUCCCGGCCUCCUCGACCACUCCGAGUUCUUCGCAAGCGGUGGUAAUGCCACCGGCGCUGGCCGAGAACCCGCUCGACGUCUCCAGCUCCAGGCACCACACUCCAGUCAGAGAUCACCAGCAGCUCGGAUUUGCUCCUGUGGUGCCUCCCUUGUUUGGUGUCCAAACUCCCACUGCUGGAUUCAUCGAGGCCGGAAAGAGUUGUUUCGUAGAGCAGCAGCAGCCUCCUCCUCCUGAGCUCGGAUGCUCCCUUCAGCUUGCGAACGGAUCGUCUCCCCAGCGGGAGCAGCAGCAGCGGACUCUAGCGGAGGCUUCGAUCGAAGACAUGGAUCGGGCCUGAGUGACAACUGACCAAGAACAGUCUUUGUUUUGAGUGCUGUGCUCUUUUACUUAUUUAACUCGCGAGGUUCGGUUCCAAGUC
Selaginella moellendorffii is the source of this 1035-nucleotide messenger RNA. RefSeq lists its product as uncharacterized. NCBI's taxonomy places the organism in Eukaryota, Viridiplantae, Streptophyta, Lycopodiopsida, Selaginellales, Selaginellaceae. The coding region runs from base 145 to 954 and encodes 269 amino acids. The record is from RefSeq and is a predicted model, not a curated record. The transcript is spliced from 2 exons.